Molecule: messenger RNA, 2258 nt
Organism: Nezara viridula (southern green stink bug)
Lineage: Eukaryota; Metazoa; Arthropoda; Insecta; Hemiptera; Pentatomidae
Source: the annotation of a GenBank genome assembly
UUAAGCUGGUCUUCAGGGAGGCUUUCAAAUAAGCUAGAUUUGCACUGCUAGAAAAAUGGUUUUGUACUGAUAACAAGUUGACAGAAUAUUUUUACUUCUUAUCUAAGUACGGUUUAUAUCACCUUAAAGCCGAAGAGUAAGCAGAUUAUAUGGAAGAUAAAUACAAGAUGUCUACGAGAAGUGAAAAAGAUAGAAGCAAGCAAAUUCAAGACAAAUGUCAAAGUCUCUUAACUCAGAUGCUGAGAGAUGAAGAUAAUAAAUAUUGUGUUGACUGCGAUGCUAAAGGUCCAAGAUGGGCUAGUUGGAAUUUGGGUAUAUUCUUGUGUAUCAGGUGUGCUGGGAUUCAUAGAAAUCUUGGAGUUCACAUCUCUAAAGUCAAAUCUGUCAACUUGGAUGCAUGGACACCAGAACAAGUGGUAAGCCUUCAACAGAUGGGAAAUUCAAGAGCACGGGCUGUUUAUGAAGCAAAUCUGCCUGAUAGCUUUAGGAGACCACAGACUGACUCUGCUCUCGAAUCAUUUAUUAGGGCAAAAUACGAAACAAAAAAAUAUAUAGCUCAGGAGUGGGUUCCGCCACCUCUACCAAAAGUUAAUUGGGACAAGGAGUUGGAUGAAGAAGCCGAGCGAGCUCGAAAGAAAAAAAGAGAAAUUAAAAAUACAGUUCCUAUUCCAGUACCUAAGAAGAUUGAUGUCAUACCACAAGCUUUACCCAAACCACAUUCGAGCCCAAAGAAUCGAGAGGGUAAAUCGAGGAACAGAGACAGUAUUGGAGCUACUGAUUUAUUAGGAUUAGAUACACCUACAUCAGAUAUGCCAUCAAAUAGUGAUGAUGUUUUUACCAACUUUUUAUCUGCUGCUCCUGUAUCUAAAAGAUCACAAGAAGAAGAGAGCUUCUUUAACCAAAGUCUCAGUCCUCCUGCAACAUCAUCUAACAGUACUAACACUACUUCCAGUCAAGGAACUGUCUCAUCUGGAAAACUUACAACUGAUUCCAUCCUGGCUUUAUAUGCGAAGGGACCGCCAAUUCCUGUCAACAAUUUUGUCCAGCCUCCACAACAACAGUUUCCCUACACAUCAUCUCAAAAUCAACCUUUGCCUGUUCCUAUGUUUCAACAAAAUGUAGUUGGCAUGAAUAUAACAUCUAAUCCAUUUUAUAGUAUGCAGCAAGCCCAGCAACCACAACUUGCUGUUACCCCAACUCUACAUCAAAACCAGCAUGUAGAUUUAUCACAACAGCUAUCCAGCUUGAACAUCAAUGGUGGUGCUGCAAAAUACCAAAAAUCUUCUAUGUCAAACCAUCUCUGGCAAUGAUAUCCUAGAUAUUAUGCAUCAAAUUUUUGAUAAAAAGUGAUAAACUAUUUUUUAAAGAGAACCACUACUCUGUCUAUAGUUUUUGAUUCAACCAAAAAUUAAUUCUGUCUACUUUUUAUAUUUUGUAAAAAAGAAAGAAAAAAAAACGAAGAAAAAAGUAUAAUAGUUUAUUGGGUAUUUAUUUCUUACUUUAAUUUUAAAAUAAGGAUUUAUUAGUUGAUUUUCAGUUUGGGUUUAGAUAGAGCAAAUGAUAAACUUUAGUUUUAUUUAUUUGAGGUUGUUAAGUAAUUACAUCCUGAUUGUCAUUUGCCAUCUCAAACAACUUUAAAUAUUUAUAUUUUUAACUGCCUACCUAUGUUAUCAAUAGAAGUUAAAUCGAAACUGCUCUUUGAAGUAAUGAUGUAUGUAACAUUCUUUUAAGUUUUACAUUUUACUACAAGGAGUUGUGUUUUUCAUUUGUCAUUUGAACUGAAAACAUUUGAUUUUAUUAAAUGUUAUUAAAAUAAUUUAUGGUAUUGUGGAUUUUCAAAAUAUCACAAAUUAAGCUUUAAGAUGUAUAAUAAUUAAUCACCAGUAUUAAUCAUUAAUCAGUUCAGGAACUAAAUGCUUAUCACUAUAUAACAGAAAAAAAAUGAUUUUAUAAAUUGAGGUCAAUAAUGUAAUAAAAAUGUUAUAUUUCUUUAAUAUUAGUUAAUUGUUUCAAUUAAAGUAAGUAGACAUUACUACUACAGUUUACUAUUUUCAGUAAAUAAAUAAUCAGAGUUUAUACGAAUUUCAUAUUAAUAAAAGUUUUAUCAUCGAAUUUUUCAAAUGUAACAGUUUGUCAUUACAUUUAUGUAUAAAUGUAUAAACACACACAAAGUUGUUCUUUAUUUAAAACUAUUGGUUUAAUAUAAGGAUGACUUCUAUUAUUGUUUUGAAACUUGUGUAUUAAAAUUGUAAAUAUUU